AUGGAUUUAGAUAGCUCCGACGAAGAAAUAUAUUUGUUAGCAAGAUUACUUGAAAUAGAACAUAGGAAACGUAAGCGCAAGCGGAAACAAAUAUGGGUAAAACAUAUUUGGAAAAACAGACUAAUCCAUGGGGAGUUUCACACCAUUUUCGAGGAAUUGAAGAGAGAUAGCCUAAAAUUUUAUGAGUAUUAUCGUAUGGAAUAUUGGCAAUUUUUGAAAUUGACAGAUUUGUUAAGAGUACAUAUAACAAAAAAGACUACAAAUUAUCGUUGCACCAUUACAGCCGAAGAAAGGUUAACGGUAACUUUAAGAUUCCUCAUCACUGGUUGCAGUUUCAAAAACUUGUCAUUUAAUUUUCGAAUGGGAAUUUCUACAGUUCAUUCAAUUAUUCAUGAGACAAUCAGAGUAAUUUGUGAUGUUUUGAUGCCCAUAGUUAUGCAGAUGCCAGAUGAAGAAAUGUGGGAAAAGUACAGUGUUACUAGCUGUGGUCGACGCGAAAUACAGUUUUUUAAUUGUUGAUGUCGGAUCAUAUGGUAAAAAUAGCGACGGCGGAAUUUUACAGAAUUCAAAAUUUUGGAAAAAACUCAACACCAAUAAGUUAAAGCUGCCCCCAAAUAAACCUCUACCUAGUACCACUGAAAGC
Molecule: messenger RNA, 643 nt
Organism: Nymphalis io (European peacock)
Lineage: Eukaryota; Metazoa; Arthropoda; Insecta; Lepidoptera; Nymphalidae
Exons: 3
Coding region: 1-519 (172 amino acids)
Source: RefSeq, a predicted model, not a curated record